GCGGGUCCCGCGCCCCGCAGCCCCGCCGCGCUGCCCCUGCCCCUGCCCGUCUGAUGCUCGCCCGGCGCCCGCGGCAGCAUGGCCCGCCGGAAGAUCUCCUCCGAGUCCUUCAGCUCGCUGGGCUCGGACUAUCUGGAGACCAGCCCGGAGGAGGAGGGCGAAUGCCCCCUGUCCAGGCUCUGCUGGAACGGCAGCCGCAGCCCGCCCGGCCCGCAGGACCCGCUCGCCGCCGCCGCCGCCAGGAGGGCUCCGCGCAGGAGACGGGUCAACCUGGACUCGCUCGGGGAGAGCAUCAGCCGCCUGACGGCUCCCACACCUCAGACCAUACGGCAGACUCUCCAAAGGACACUGCGGUAUUAUGAGCAUCAAGUUAUUGGUUACAGGGAUGCAGAAAAGAACUUUCACAAUAUAUCGAACAGAUGCUCCUAUACAGACUGCUCUGGCAAUGAUGAAGCUGAAGAUGUCUCAGGAAUUCUCCAGUGUACAGCUAAUAUACUCGGUUUGAAGUUUGAGGAGAUGCAAGAAAAAUUUGGGGAGGAAUUCUUCAAUAUCUGCUUUGAUGAGAAUGAAAGAGUUCUUCGCGCUGUAGGUGGCACGCUGCAGGACUUCUUCAAUGGCUUUGAUGCUUUGCUGGAGCACAUUAGAACUUCAUUUGGAAGACAGGUCACUCUGGAAUCCCCUUCUUUCCUAUGCAAAGAGCUCCCCGAAGGCAACCUCAUGCUCCACUACUUUCACCCUCAUCAUAUUGUUGGAUUUGCAAUGAUGGGAAUGAUAAAGGCGGCAGCAAAGAAGAUCUACCGUUUGGAAGUGGAUGUGGAACAAGUCACGAAUGAUAAACUGUACGCGGAGGGGUCGAACCCAGGUAAUUGCAGCUGUCUUACUUUUAUUAUCAAAGAACGUGAAAAUGCAAAUAUCACAAAAGCACUUCCACUCGGAUCAUCUCAGUCUCCCUCAGACCUGAGGAUAAGCAUCAGCACCUUCUGCAGAGCUUUUCCCUUCCAUCUGAUGUUUGAUCCAAACAUGCUGGUGCUCCAGCUUGGGGAAGGCCUUAGGAAGCAGCUCAAAUGUGACACUCACAAAACGUUGAAAUUCCAGGACUGCUUUGAGAUAGUUUCCCCGAAGGUCAGUCCCACAUUUGAACGAGUCCUCCUGAGAUUAUCAACACCAUUUGUGAUUCGGACCAAACUUGAGGCUUCCGGCUCUGAAAAUAAAGAUAAGGUGAUGGAAGUCAAAGGACAAAUGAUCCAUGUACCCGAGUCAAAUUCUAUUUUGUUUUUGGGUUCCCCUUGUGUGGACAAGCUGGAUGAACUGAUGGGCCGAGGCCUACAUCUUUCUGACAUACCUAUCCACGAUGCCACCCGUGAUGUCAUAUUGGUUGGGGAGCAGGCAAAGGCCCAAGAUGGCUUGAAGAAACGAAUGGAUAAACUGAAGGCAACAUUAGAGCGAACACACCAAGCUCUGGAAGAGGAGAAAAAGAAGACAGUAGAUCUUCUUAUUUCCAUUUUCCCAGAAGAGGUGGCUCAACGGUUGUGGCAGGGGCAGCAAGUUCAGGCCAGGAAGUUUGAUGAUGUCACAAUGCUCUUCUCAGACAUUGUUGGCUUCACAGCUGUGUGCGCCCAGUGCACCCCCAUGCAGGUGAUCAGCAUGCUGAAUGAGCUGUACACUCGAUUUGACCAUCAGUGUGGAUUCCUGGAUAUCUAUAAGGUGGAAACAAUAGGUGAUGCGUACUGUGUUGCAGCAGGGCUCCAUAGGAAGAGCCUUAGUCAUGCGAAACCCAUUGCUUUGAUGGCUCUGAAGAUGAUGGAACUUUCAGAAGAGGUACUUACACCAGACGGGAGACCUAUUAAGGAUCUGAUUGUACUCUUACUGAAAUCAAUGGCAGACCUUCCACUCACAUCAGUGAGAGAUGAAUUGUGCUCUUUGUUCUUGUCCAUGAUGAGGAUAGGAAUUCAUUCAGGAUCAGUUCUGGCUGGAGUUGUUGGUGUGAGAAUGCCACGUUAUUGUCUCUUUGGAAACAACGUCACUCUGGCAAGCAAGUUUGAGUCAGGAAGUCAUCCACGUCGCAUCAAUGUCAGUCCAACCACAUACCAGCUUUUGAAAAAGGAAGAAAACUUUACUUUUAUCCCUCGGUCCCGUGAAGAGCUUCCAGACAACUUUCCAAAGGAAAUCCCUGGGAUCUGUUACUUCCUGGAGGUCACAAGUGGUCAGAAGCAGCUAAAGCCCUCCAUUACAUCUGCCAGAGUGAGAAAGGUUUCCUACAACAUUGGCACCAUGUUCCUUCGGGAGACAAGCCUAUGAGGCCUGCUGCAGAUCAAAGACUAGUCAAAAAAGCACAAGCCCAGAACUGGGUCAUGAGAGGAAAGUUGGAUAUUCUUUUUAUUUCACUGCCUUGUCAUGGACAAGCAGUAAAAGCUCUAUCUAAUGUCAGGCAAUAAUUAUUUUAAAAGGUGGGUGACUGCUCUCAGUAAACAAACUGGAAAAUGAAACAAAAUACUUCUAUUUCCAGAGGAAUUAUUGGUUGUCAAUUUCAAUUCGGCCCCUUUAAAAAGCAAACAAACAAACAAAUCUUUGGGGUUGAUUUUUGUUUGAACAAAAGUGGGUGAUGGUUGUCUGUAGAUUUGCACCAGCUAAGCAGAAUUGAGCAUCAGUUCUGAUUAUGCAUUCCUACAUUAAUGUGUCAUUCACCAAGGUAACAAUGUUUUUUAACUUUCUGAACAAACAUUUCAUACAUAUACUGUAGAGUGCUGUAACCUUCCUGGCAGGAGGAAUAUAUAAUUCAGUACAAUAUUGUAGGGAUUUUACCUAUUUUUAUACAUAUUUCACUUUCUGGACAAUUACAUUCCAUAUACUGUAAAAUGAGUGAGCUUUUCAGAAUAAGCUACUGUAUAUUUCAGAUAUUCUCGCUAUCUAUCAAAGCUUCUUAUUAUACAAGUGGCAAGACUUUUGACUUUUUGGCAACAAAAACAUCAAUAUUUUGCAGAAGAAAAAUACAUUGAUAAGUCUCUUUACGUGGCUUUUAUGGUUUAAAUUAACAUUGUCUCGCAUAUAUAAUGUUCAUACGUUCAGUAUUUGUCCUACUAGUAACAUGUGUCCAGUCUCUCCAGAACAGUGCAAACAAAGGCUUAAAGGUCAAUGUCUUGAUGGGUAAAAAAAAGUUCCAUUGCACACCAUGGGCCAUAUCUCAUACCAUUGAUUUUAUGUAGAAGUCCUUACGAUGGAUGAUACAGCCUAUUGAAAGCAGCAUCCAGCAGAUAUGCGAAGCACUUUGGGAGGGAUUUUCAAAGCAGCUCAAUCACAGGAAUGACAGGUUCCAUUGAUUUUUAGUGGGAUUUGUUCUCUUAAAUCGCUUUGGAGUUUUUGAAAAUCACAUCCAUUAUUAGCAAUAUUAUGCUGGAAGUUUCAUCUACUGCUGGCUUGGCUGAAAUGUUGCUGCUUUUUCUAGUGCAGAAUAGAG
Messenger RNA from Mauremys mutica (yellowpond turtle), 3454 nucleotides. RefSeq names its product guanylate cyclase 1 soluble subunit alpha 2 (gene GUCY1A2). The coding region runs from base 79 to 2298 and encodes 739 amino acids. Gene Ontology annotation, molecular function: guanylate cyclase activity; heme binding. The transcript has 9 exons. The record is from RefSeq and is a predicted model, not a curated record. Gene Ontology annotation, cellular component: guanylate cyclase complex, soluble. Gene Ontology annotation, biological process: response to oxygen levels; cGMP biosynthetic process. NCBI's taxonomy places the organism in Eukaryota, Metazoa, Chordata, Testudines, Geoemydidae.